AUGGUUGCAGAAACAAAGUUAUACGACUCCCUCGGAGUCAAGCCCGAUGCUUCCCAAGACGACAUCAAGAAGGCUUACCGAAAGGGAGCCUUGAAAUAUCACCCAGAUAAGAAUAAGGAUGAUCCAAAGGCUGCGGAUCGGUUCAAAGAUGUCUCCCAAGCAUACGAAGUCUUAUCCGAUCCGGAAAAACGAAAAGUAUACGACCAAUUCGGCCUCGAAUACCUCCUCCGCGGCGGACCACCCCCAACAUCUGGCGGCGGCCCUGGCGGCGGUGCAGGCCCCAACCCCUUCGAAGGAGGCGGCAUGCCCGGUGGAUUCUCAUUCGGAGGGAUGCCAGGCGGCGGCGGUGGCCGCACAUUCCACUUUUCAUCACGACCUGGCGGCGGCGGCGGCGGCGGCCCUGGUGGAAGCGGAUUCCAGUUCAGCUCUGCGGACGAUAUCUUCCGGAACUUCGCCAAGGCGAGCGGUGGCAUGGGUGGAGGAUUUGACGACGAUGAUAUAUUCUCCAUGUUAGGUGGUGGCCUUGGUGGUGGUGGACGCGGUGGAGGUCCGCGGUUCCGGAGCAGUCGUGGGCCUAGUAAUGGUGGUGCUGGGUUUGGCCGACAGUCAUCUCAACGGGCGCCGACACCCGAACCGUCGGUUAUUGAGAAACAAUUGCCGCUGACGCUGGAGGAGAUUAUGAGUGGGUGCACGAAGAAGGUGACUGUUAAGAGCAAGACGUUUGAUGCGAGCGGGAAACGUGCCGUGCAAGAUGUGACGCUGGAAGCGAACAUUAAGCCUGGGUUGCGAACUGGGUCGAAGAUUAAGUAUCGCGGAGUGGGUGACCAGGAAGAAGGUGGCCGACAAGAUGUCCACCUCAUUGUUACAGAGAAAGAGCACCCCAAUUUCAAACGCCACGGCGACCAACUCAUUACAACAGUCGACCUCACCCUCAAAGAGGCUCUCACAGGCUGGAAUCGCAUCGUCCGCACCAUCGACGGCAAAUCAAUCAAAGUGUCGAAACCUGGCCCGACAGCGCCUGGUUUCGAGGAGAGUUUCCCAGGUCUCGGAAUGACGAUCUCAAAGAAACCGAGUGAGCGAGGCGAGCUGAUUGUCCGCGUCAAUGUCGAAUUCCCCAAGACGCUGUCAUCCAGUGCAAAAGAGGUGCUAAAGGACGUUCUUCCUUGA
Messenger RNA from Aspergillus puulaauensis, 1167 nucleotides. Its product is annotated as putative DnaJ domain protein Psi. Gene Ontology annotation, cellular component: cytosol. NCBI's taxonomy places the organism in Eukaryota, Fungi, Ascomycota, Eurotiomycetes, Eurotiales, Aspergillaceae. The transcript is spliced from 3 exons. Gene Ontology annotation, biological process: translational initiation. Gene Ontology annotation, molecular function: protein-folding chaperone binding. The coding region runs from base 1 to 1167 and encodes 388 amino acids. The record is from RefSeq and is a predicted model, not a curated record.